AUGCCCAUCCAGAUGAUUCGCCGCUCAAGCAAGUCUGUGCUCGACCACGAUAAGCCCAAUGAGAGCCGCAGAAUAACCAUCAGUAACCUUCCAUCCGGAGUCAGUAUCGCCCAGGUUCUUAGGGGUGUCCGCGGCUUCGGCCCAGUCGCCGAUGUGUUUCUCUUCGACACGGCCAAGGUCGACGGCCAGGGAACCAAAUCUGCCAGCGUUGAGUUCGUGUCGGCCAACUCAGCCGCAACCUUCGCUUGGUCGGCCAACUCGAACUUUUACCUCGAGUAUGAGGACAGCGAAACCCGCCGCACUGCCGACGUGUGGCUUGUCCCUGGCCGAACCCACCGGUCCAAGUUCGCUUCGGCAUUCAAAAAUGUCACUCGUCGAUUCAAGAUAGACAACUUCCCGAUCAACGCUGUCUGGUUCUUCAUUUGCGCCGUGGGCGGCGAGAAGGCAGUCGUACAUGCCGACUACAACCACAACCCCGGAUCCGCGGCGCUCACCGUUGAGUUCGUCUCCUUGGCUCAUUCCGCCCAAGCUUACCGGUUGCUCCGAAACAAGGAGUUUCCAUUUUAUGCUCCCUCCUCUGGAGAACUCCAUUGGAUCGCCGAGGAUGAAACGCGAUUGGACUUGUCGAGCCCGAGCACUUCCUCCCACUCUUCCAAUUCAGUCGAUCUUCCCUCUUCCGGCUCUGUGAAUUAUUUUGCAGACGAUGAGCUUGCAGAAGAUGAUUCGGAAUCGGACCUGCCAAGCCCGGAUCCUGGCUGCCGCACUCCUCCCGAUAAUUCUCCCAAGCGCGAGUUCGUGGCAUACAUUGCGCCGGAUCAACUUGCCAUCUCAUUCGACAAGGUCCCAUACAACGAGGACUGGCCGGUUCAGAAGCAUUACAUUAUGGACUUGUACCAUCUCGAACCUCACAGCAGGGAGGAGGUGGAAGAGGCACGCAAAAACGAGGUAGAGAUGCUGUCCAAGUGCCUCGGUUUGAACCGCAAGAAGUGGAGUUGGGAGGCCACACACGAGGGCUCCUACAAGUUGGCCUGCUUCUCCUGGAACACCCUCCUCUCAUCAAUGAGCAACCCGCGACUAAAGCGCGUCUGGGAAGUUUUCUUCCGCAAGCACCAACAUGUUACCAUAAACCUCCAGAAAUGGGAGGCUUACGCCCGGCUCGCCCAGCACCGGCGGGAGCUGUGCGAGCAGCAGGGUUUGCCUGACGGGCACAUCCCGAGGUGCCCGGCUGACUGCAAGUUUGGGUGUCUGGAGAUCAAGGCCACUCCCGUCUCUGACGUGAUCCGAGAGUUCCUCGAGCAGGAGUGGAACUAA
Molecule: messenger RNA, 1311 nt
Organism: Clonostachys rhizophaga
Lineage: Eukaryota; Fungi; Ascomycota; Sordariomycetes; Hypocreales; Bionectriaceae
Source: the annotation of a GenBank genome assembly